AUGUGCGGCGGAGAAAUGAUCGCGGAGUUCAUCCAAAGCCACCGUGCCGGCACCCUCACACCCUCCCAACUGUGGCCCAAAACAUUAGCCAACCACGACCAACACCAACGUUCUCACCCUCGGCAGCAUCAACAACCAGAGUCAUCCCAAGCUCCCCCAGCGAAGAGGCAGAGGAAAAACUUGUACAGAGGGAUAAGGCAGCGGCCCUGGGGCAAAUGGGCCGCGGAGAUUCGCGACCCAAGUAAAGGGGCCCGUGUGUGGCUCGGCACCUUCAACACCGCCGAAGAAGCUGCGAGGGCCUACGACAAAGAAGCCCGGAAAAUCCGAGGGAAAAAGGCCAAAGUCAAUUUCCCACACGAGGACUAUCCUCUACGCAAGACCCUCGACAUGGACUUGUGUUACGAUCGCAACCAAACAGAGCCUUUCCCUUCUCAGCCUUACCCCGCAGCGCCAAACGAAGAGGUAAAUAACAACGUGGAGAAGCAUUCGGAGGAGCUUAUGACUUACGAGAACUUCAUGAGGUUUUAUCAGAUUCCUUUCUAUGACGCCCAAUCAGCACCUCCAUCUACUGCGCAGGAAAACGUGGAUUUGGGUUUCAAAGACGCCUGUGGGCGCCUCCGGCUAUUCUCACUUCUCAAAUUUACCCGCGGCAUACCGGCAGGCACAGCUUCACCAACAGUUGCAGCAGAAAUGGUUUCGCUGAAACUGCAGAAGCGCCUCGCCGCAAGCGUUCUCAAGUGCGGCAGAGGAAAGGUUUGGCUUGAUCCCAAUGAAGUUAACGAAAUCUCCAUGGCCAAUUCUCGCCAAAACAUAAGGAAGCUGGUUAAGGAUGGGUUUAUUAUCAGGAAGCCCACCAAGAUUCACUCUCGCUCACGUGCCCGUCGAAUGAAGGAAGCCAAGAGGAAAGGACGUCACUCUGGAUAUGGUAAGCGUAAAGGUACAAGGGAGGCAAGGCUUCCUACUAAAAUCCUUUGGAUGAGGAGAAUGCGUGUGCUCAGACGCUUGCUUCGCAAGUACAGGGAGUCUAAGAAGAUUGACAAGCACAUGUACCAUGACAUGUACAUGAAGGUUAAGGGUAAUGUUUUCAAGAACAAGAGGGUUUUGAUGGAGAGCAUACACAAGUCCAAAGCUGAGAAGGCAAGAGAGAAGACCUUAUCUGAUCAGUUCGAGGCCAAACGUGCCAAGAACAAGGCCAGCAGAGAAAGAAAAAUUGCCCGGAGGGAGGAGCGAUUGGCACAAGGUCCAGGAGAAAAGUCAGCAGCUGCACCCAGUGCUCCAGCUGCUACCGCGUCACAGCCUGCCCAAGCACCAAAGAAAUCCAAGAAGUAA
This is a messenger RNA of Sphenostylis stenocarpa, 1329 nucleotides long. Lineage: Eukaryota; Viridiplantae; Streptophyta; Magnoliopsida; Fabales; Fabaceae. The record is from the annotation of a GenBank genome assembly.